AUAUUUUUGAUUUGUUUCAGUUUACACUAUGGCUACUCGACCAGCGGCCACUGUAACUCGUACGAAGAAACAGAACCACGCCAACAUUCCAUGCCCCAUAGAAAACUGCGCUCGCUUCACAUACGGCAAGCUUCCCGACCAUCUUACUAAAAUCCAUGGUCUUACCGGAGCGGAGAGAGACGCGCUCAACGAACAACAACGGAAACGCUUCUUCAACGGCGAACUGUGCCAGGUACGGUACCUCAAAGAAUCCGCCAUCCGAGACCUCUGGGGAACCGACUAUGAAGACCCACGUAUCCGAGCGAAAAUUCACCAAAGCUACGGUCUAGUCAAAAUUCGAAUAAUACCCCUAGCUGCAACACAACGCGCUCGUCCGCUCACCGAACAAGAUGCAAAUGUACUGACUGCUUACAAUGCCAGGACGGCACCAAGACCAGCACGAGUACAGAAAACUCGUACCCGACCUCGGCCCUACCCAGCACCUCAGGCAAGUCCAGUGGAAUGCCGGGCUUCAAGCGAGUCCAGUGAAGAGGAAAAUACUCGCAACCCUCUACCACCGUCACCCCCUCCAUCUUCGCCGUCCCUCCCACCUUCGCCAGCUCCAUACGAACUGCAGCCAGUAGAAACUCGAUUACGCGACAUAUUCGAUUCAAAAAUCGAUGCUGGAUACAAAGCUGUCAUCGAUGACAUGAAGAAAUCGAUGACUAUGGGAAGGACGCUGGGAGCGAGGAAGCGUAAAGUGUACCGAACAUACCGCCGCUAUGCAAAGAGAUUGAUCGCAUUCCUGCAUCGACAACAUUCGCCAUUAGCCUACGACGUCGACGUGCUUCUAUGCAGUGAUAGUCAAGUCUGCGCCUUUUUGGAAAGAAUCAGUGCUGAACAUAAAACAAAAACCUUAAGGAACUACAUCGUGGCUGCGAUCAAGUUGCUGGAUUCGCGACUUUUCGCCAUCGAAAGAGACCCAUCAUGCAAAGAGAAGGUGGCUUCGAUGACUCGUGUUUACGAUGUAUUGCACGGUCGUCUGACUGAAUGUGAUAGACUGUUGGCACAAAAAGACUCAGAAAGCGAAAAGAAGUCACUGCCUUCCUUUGAUAAUGUCAUGGAGGAGAGUUUCAAUGAUUCUUAUGACGAGCUUGAAUAAGAUACUGACCGAACUUAGCUUUUUGACUUCACCUUUAUUUUAUCCCUGCUUCGGAAGUAGUCUGCUAAUGAGAAUUUAGAACUAGAAUUAAUGAUAUGAUGUAAAUACGUAAACCCAUGCAAUUAGGAACAUGUAAUUAUUAUUUUUCCGUAGUUUUAUAAUGUAUCACGUUUAAUUUAUGUGAAGAAAAAACGUCUGUAAAUAUGUCCAAUCUACGUGUCUAAAGCAAUAAGCUGAAUCAUGAAUGUUAGUAGAUAAAUUUGCCCUCUUAUUAAAAAUGUAGGUAUGUGACACAAUUUACGGUAAAUGAGAUC
Molecule: messenger RNA, 1455 nt
Organism: Trichoplusia ni (cabbage looper)
Lineage: Eukaryota; Metazoa; Arthropoda; Insecta; Lepidoptera; Noctuidae
Exons: 1
Coding region: 29-1141 (370 amino acids)
Source: RefSeq, a predicted model, not a curated record